Molecule: messenger RNA, 2562 nt
Organism: Clonostachys rhizophaga
Lineage: Eukaryota; Fungi; Ascomycota; Sordariomycetes; Hypocreales; Bionectriaceae
Source: the annotation of a GenBank genome assembly
AUGAUGCUCCCUCGGAAGAGGCAGCGCCGGGAUCUCCCAGAGUCCAGCGGCUCCUCAGUCGCCAGCACCCCUGUACCGACGCCUGCGAAGGCACCUAACCCCUCGACGUCAUCACUGGACCAGCCAAGCACGCAGCAGCAGACACUGACCCUCAGCCCUUCCGGUUCAGACCCCACGGCUCAGUCAGCCCAGCCACUUCCCAUGCGACAGGUCCGCAAGUCACAAAGCUGGUACGGAUCUUGGCCCAGGGCUCCCAAGGCAUCGGCUUCCACCUCGGUCGCGCGCGAAACUAUAUUCGGAGAUAGUGUAAAGUCAGACAAAGGGCCUGAUCUUGGAAGGUUUGAGCCCAAGAAGGAUGUUACCGACGCCACCGGUUCGCAAGCCGCGCUGAUGGAAGGUAAUGUUGGGUUACCCAAAGUGCCGGAGGAUGAGGCUGCCGACAAUCAAGCCGAGCCGGACAAGGAGCCAAAGCCUACGACGAGCGAUAGUCAGCAAGCAGCUUCUGUAGACUCAGCCGCUACCGCGGUUGACCAGGCUGGUAGUGUCGAGAUGCCAGCGCCUCCAAGGCCGGCCACAUCAUCGGGGUGGCUCGGCUGGUGGUCGAAGACGCCUUUCACUGAUACGCAGCCUAGCACGGCUGCACCUCCUCCGGAAAGCAAGGAUGACAUGAAAGUCGAUGAGCCCGAACGCCCAGUCACCCCGCCAGCCCAGACUGAAGAUGCCGAGCGAGCUCAGGGAGAGCCUGAGCAACCCGUGGCCGCGCCGCAGUCCACGUCUUGGUUUGGGUUCUGGGGUGCGUCUCCCGCUCGCAACAACAAGCCAGCACCUAAUCCCGAGCCUCAACCUGAUAUUCAGACUACAGAAACAGCACCAGCUGCAGCUACACCAGAACCACCGCCACCUACACAGGAUAAGCCGAUGACUGAACCUCCACCCAAGGCUGGCUCAACAUGGGCGUUCUGGUCGAAGGAUUCUCCAAAGCCCAAGGGUAACACCUCCUCUCCCCAGGACCCUGGAGAGAUUGCAGUUAUUGGUGAGGGCUCAGAAGCACACCCUCAUCCGAUGGCCGAGGGCGAUGUUUCCAACACCCCUUCAAAGGCCCCCAAAGAGAAAACGAAGGUUGAAGAGCCAAAGCCUAAAUCAACAUGGAGGAGAAGUAACAAGAGAGUGCGGCCAGUUUCGAUGGAUUUGGAAUCUCAAGCAUCAACCUCGUCCGGGCAAAUGAGCCCAGCGAAACCAGGAACACCACAACCCCCUUCUCAAGCCGAACAACCAGACUCCAACAAGACUGCCAAAGCAAGCCAGUCAAAACUAAACAAGGUGACGCCAGAGCCUGAAACCCAGACUCAAAUGCCAGCCAACUUGCUCCUCCCUUCGUUCACAAGCACCUAUCAGAUGAAAGAGAACCCAUCUAUCAUCAAGCAGAUUGCGAAGCUUUUGCUCCGUACCCAGAACCCACCCGCCAAUCAUGUCUAUCGGGUAAACGAGCCGCCCAAGAUUCGUAAAGCGAUAGCAAUUGGCGUUCAUGGUCUCUUUCCAGCUACUUACCUGCGGCCAAUGAUGGGCCAACCCACUGGUACCUCCUUAAGGUUCGCCGGUCUCUGUGCAGAUGCUAUCAGGAGAUGGACAGAUAGUCACGGUUGCCCUGAUUGCGAGAUUGAGAAAGUAGCCCUGGAGGGUGAAGGCAAGAUCAGUGAGCGUGUGGAUAACCUCUGGAAGCUACUUCUCAACUGGAUCGAGCACAUUCGGAGUGCAGACUUGGUCCUCAUUGCCUGUCAUUCACAGGGUGUCCCUGUGAGCAUAAUGCUUAUCGAGAAGCUCAUUGACCUCGGUAUCGUCACCAGCUCCAGGAUUGGUGUUUGUGCAAUGGCCGGUGUAUCCCUCGGGCCCUUCACGGAUUAUAAGUCGAGCAUAUUCAUGGGCUCUGCCGCAGAGCUUUGGGAGUUUGGCAAUCCACAAAGCAACAAUUCGCAACGCUUCGAGGCGGCUCUGAAGCGAGUCUUAGAUUACGGAACCAGAAUCACAUUCAUUGGCAGUAUCGAUGACCAGGUAGUUCCAAUGGAGUCUGCGAUCUACUCUCCUGCCAAUCACCCAUACAUAUAUCGGGCUGCAUUCAUAGAUGGUCGGAUCCACGCCCCCGACUUUAUCGCACAUCUAGUCGGUUUUGCUCUCAAGCUCCGCAACCUCGGGAUUUCAGACCACGGGCUCAUUCGGGAGUUGUCUAUCCCACUUGCCGGCUCGCUCUAUUCGGGUGAAGGUCACUCCAGAUUGUAUUAUGAUUCUGCGGUCUACGACCUCGCUAUCUCGCACGCCCUUGAAACUACGUCGACCCCUCAUCCAACCCCUUGUUCGAUCCAGCAUCGCGCCGCAGUGGCUGGCACUCAACCCAAUCCGUACGUACUUCCAUGGAUUAUGAGAGGUCUUCUGGAGGAGGACUUCGUAAAAACCGAGCUCAGCCAUGAGACCGAUGAGCUGUUGAGGCAGUUUGACGCCUGGAAGCCAGUCAACAAGGCUCUCAAGGAUGUAAAAUACAGAUUAGAAGCGGUUCGCUCAAAGCUAUGA